AACGAGGUAAGCGCUGAUCAUCGAUAGCUACUCUUGCAGAGAUCGACACGCACGCAUGGCGAGAUCACUCGCGUUGCUCAUGCUCCUGUUCAAUUCCUCGCUGCUGCUCCCUCCGGCGAGCAGCGACGACGACGCCGCUGCUGCCGCCGUUCCCACGGGCGGCGCCGCCGCCGACGAGCUCGCGCUGCUCUCCUUCAGGUCGUCUCUUGUGUCCCAGGGGGGCUCGUCGCUGGCAUCAUGGAACACUACGUCCGGCCACGGCCAGCACUGCACAUGGGCGGGUGUCGCGUGCGGCGGCCGGCGGGACAGGGUGGUCGAGCUGCGGCUGCGAUCGUUCAACCUGUCCGGGACCAUCUCGCCGUCGCUGGGCAACCUCUCCUUCCUCGCUAAGCUGCACCUCGGCGGCAACCACCUCUCCGGCGAGAUACCGCCGGAGCUCGGCCGCCUAAGCAGGCUCCGGCGGUUGAACAUGAGUGGCAACUCCCUCCAAGGGAGCAUCCCCGCCGCCAUUGGAGGCUGCUUUCGUCUCAUCGAGAUGGACCUCACCAUCAACCAGCUCGAAGGUAAAAUUCCCCUCCAGAUUGGCGCCUCCAUGAAAAAUCUUGCCUACCUGUAUCUCGAAGGAAAUCGCCUGUCGGGACAGAUCCCUCGAUCGUUGGCAGAGCUGCCAUCGAUCCAAGAACUGUCACUAGGUAGCAACGGGCUAUCAGGUGAGAUUCCACCUGCUCUGGGCAAUCUCACUGGCCUCUCGUUUCUUUCACUGUCAGAAAAUUCACUCUCUGGAGGUAUCCCUUCGUCUCUGUGCAAUCUCACCAGCCUCUCCUCUCUCUAUCUGAACAAGAAUACACUGUCUGGAACAAUCCCUUCGUGCUUGGGCAAUCUCAACAGCCUCUUGGAGCUUGCUCUGUCUGACAACACGCUGUCUGGAGCAAUCCCUUCAUCUCUGGGUCGAUUGUCUAGAUUGUCUUCCCUUCACUUAAGCUCUAACAAUUUAAGUGGACUGAUCCCGGAUCCUAUUUGGAACAUCUCCUCUCUCACCGUGUUCGGUGUCCAGUACAACAUGCUGAGUGGUAUGCUUCCUGCAAAUGCAUUCAGUACACUUCCCCAUCUCCAAGAGGUAUACAUGGAUAACAACCAGUUUCAUGGGCAUAUCCCUGCAUCAGUAGCUAAUGCUUCCAACAUCUCCAUGCUUACCUUUGGUGUUAAUUCUUUUAGCGGUGUUGUUCCUGAGGAAAUCGGGAGGCUGAGAAAUCUCGGCACGCUGGUUCUUGCGGAAACCCUUCUGGAAGCUGAAGGACCAAACGAUUGGAAAUUCAUGACGGCAUUGACGAAUUGCUCCAAUCUCCAACACGUAGAAAUGGGUGCCUGCAAGUUUGGUGGUGUUCUUCCUGACUCUGUUUCCAAUCUUUCCUCAUCACUAGUAUAUCUCUCUAUUGGAGCCAAUAAAAUUUCAGGAAGCUUGCCUAGAGAUAUUGGUAAUCUCAUUAAUCUAGAAUCCCUUGUUCUCUUUAACAACUCCUUGACAGGAUCUCUUCCAUCUUCCUUCAGCAAGCUUAAAAAUUUGCAUCGUCUCAUUCUAUUCAACAACAAAUUAAGUGGUUAUCUGCAAUUGACCAUCGGUAAUCUUACACAAAUAACUAACUUGGAGCUCUAUGGUAAUGCCUUCAGUGGCACAAUACCAAGCACACUUGGAAACAUGACCAGAUUGUUUGAACUAAAUCUUGCCCACAAUAACUUUAUAGGAGCAAUUCCCACUGAAAUAUUUAGCAUUCCCACACUCUCUGAAACUUUGGAUGUGUCCCAUAAUAAAUUGGAGGGAUCAAUACCAAAAGAAAUAGGAGAACUUAAAAAUAUUGUUGAAUUCCAUGCGGAUUCGAACAAAUUAUCGGGUGAAAUCCCCAGCACCAUUAGUGGAUGCCAACUUCUACAGCAUCUCUCCCUGCAAAACAAUUUCUUAAAUGGCAACAUCCCAAUUGCUCUGACUCAGUUGGCAGGUCUUGACACACUUGAUCUCUCAGGGAACAAUUUGUCAGGUCAGAUACCCAAGUCCUUAGGGGACAUGCCUCUGCUCCACUCGCUGAACCUUUCAUUCAACAGCUUUCAAGGAGAAGUGCCAACCAAUGGUGUUUUUGCAAAUGCUUCUGAAAUUUAUAUCCAAGGCAAUGCCAAUAUUUGCGGUGGCAUACCUGAACUACGUCUUCCGCAGUGUUCCUUAAAAUCAACAAAGAAAAAGAAACAUCAAAUUCUACUGAUAGCUCUUACUGUCUGUCUCGUUUCGACACUUGCGAUCUUUUCAUUACUCUACAUGCUUCUAACCUGUCAUAAGAGAAGAAAGAAAGAAGUCCCUGCUAUGACAUCCAUCCAAGGCCACCCAAUGAUCACUUACAAGCAGCUGGUAAAAGCAACAGAUGGUUUUUCACCAGCCAAUUUGUUGGGUUCUGGAUCCUUUGGCUCUGUUUACAAAGGAGAACUUGAUAGCCAACAUGGUGAAAGUACAAGUUCUGUUGCAGUCAAGGUACUAAAGCUUGAAACUCCUAAGGCAGUCAAGAGUUUCACUGCCGAAUGUGAAGCACUACGAAAUAUGCGUCAUCGGAAUCUUGUCAAGAUAGUUACUAUUUGCUCAAGCAUUGAUAACAAAGGGAAUGAUUUCAAAGCAAUUGUGUAUGACUUCAUGCCCAACGGCAGUCUAGAAGAUUGGCUACACCCUGAAACAAAUUGUGAUCAAGCAGAGCAGAGGCACUUAAAUUUGCAUCAAAGAGUGAACAUACUACUUGAUGUCGCCUGUGCAUUGGACUAUCUUCACUGCCUUGGACCUGAAUCUGUUGUACAUUGUGAUAUUAAAUCAAGUAAUGUGUUGUUAGAUGCUGACAUGGUAGCCCAUGUUGGAGACUUUGGACUUGCAAGAAUUCUAGUUAAGGAAAGCUCAUUGAUGCAACAGUCAACAAGCUCGAUGGGAUUCAGAGGGACAAUUGGUUACGCAGCACCAGAGUAUGGUGUCGGGAACAUUGCGUCCACACAUGGAGAUAUUUAUAGUUACGGAAUUCUAGUGUUGGAAACAGUAAGCGGAAAGCGACCAACCGAUACUACAUUCGGACCUGGAUUGAGCCUCCGUCAGUAUGUUGAACCGGGUCUACAUGGUAGACUGAUGGAUGUUGUUGACAGGAAGCUCGUUUUGGAUUCUAAGAGUUGGGUUCAGACUCCAGAUAUUUCUCCAUGCAAAGAAAUCAAUGAGUGCCUUGUUUCACUGCUUAGACUUGGGUUGUCUUGCUCUCAGGAAUUGCCAUCGAGUAGAAUGCAAACCGGAGAUGUCAUCAGUGAACUGCAUGACAUCAAAGAGUCUCUCUCGAUGGCAUCCAUCAUGUGAAAUCAUGUUAGAAAUGUUCUUUAGAACAGAUUUCUGCAGUGUUAUUUACAACAGAGGAGUUAUCUGAAGGGUGAUUAAUUUCUUGGUAAUAGCUGUUUCCUGAUCUGCACAUCAGAACAUUUCUCUAUACUUGUAUUUCUGAGAAUUGCCGCACCUAAUUAAGUACGAUAGUAAAUAUUAAUGCAUACUCGUACUGCGUGGUAUGUACUGAUAACAUGUCACUCUUUUACAAGUAUGACUUUGUCCU
Molecule: messenger RNA, 3611 nt
Organism: Oryza sativa Japonica Group (Japanese rice)
Lineage: Eukaryota; Viridiplantae; Streptophyta; Magnoliopsida; Poales; Poaceae
Product: receptor kinase-like protein Xa21
Biological process (GO): protein phosphorylation
Molecular function (GO): protein binding; protein kinase activity; ATP binding
Source: RefSeq, a predicted model, not a curated record